UUAGAGCACCUAGUAAUCAUCAAACAGGGAAUUCAAAUGGGAAAAGCCAGCCCAGACAUGGAGCUUCACCCAGACACCAGAGAGGUGACACGAUGCUGUUACAGAGGGUGUUCUGAUCCAUUUCCAGCAAAAUGGGAAUGAGCUGUGCCCUCACACAGCAGGGCUCAGCUCCUCGUACGCACCCCAGCAGAGCCAAGAUGGAGCAAUCUGCAAGCACCUUACUCAAAAAGCCCUAAAGCCUCUGUGGUACCGUAAGGAGAAACGCGGUCCCUCGGGUUCCUGGUUGAGCUGGGAAGGGUGGAGAAACCCAAGGAUGGUCUGGAGGCACGGGAGGAGGAUGAACCAUUCCUGGGAGCGUUCAUGGCCAGGCUGGAUGGGCAAGCUGGUCUAGCGGAAGGUGUCCCUGCCCACACGGGGAAAGGACGAGAUGACCCUUCAAAUCCCCAAAGGCAGCCUACGAUGCCCAGGUAACGCUUCAUCUCCAGGUCGGAGCUGCGCUAAGCCGCACGAAGCAGGGAAAGCAGGCAGCAAACCCCCUUUCCUUCCCGCAAAUGAAGCCACCGGAGGUUUACUCACGCAGCAGCCCGAGCUCCCGGCGCUGCCCUUCCCUUCCCUUCCCUUCCCUUCCCUUCGCGCUCCCGCUCCCGCUCCGCUCCGCCCGGGCCGGGCGCUCCCCUCCCUCACGCCCCGCGGCCCGCGAGGCAUCGCGAGACUUGACGCGCCUCUCGCGCGGCCCGCGCCACGUGACAGCCGCGAGGGCGCGCGCGCGCCGGCGGGGCCCGCUCCACCUGUCACGGGCUCCCGGGGGGGGGGGGGGAGUGGGCGAAACCACCGGCGGGGGCGGCCCCCGCCCUUCCGUGCCACCGUUGCCCUCACAUCAAGCAUCUCGCUCGGAGCCGCGUUCAGUUCCGUUCCGGCUCCGGGAAGCUUUUAUUUUCCGUUUGUGCCAAGAACGCCACGCCCGAGGCGGGGCGGGGAGGCUGCGAGCGUGCCUACUGCCCCCCGCCGGUGGGACAUGGCGCCUUCCUCAGCGGCGUCCACUCCUCCAGCGCGGAGCCCCCGUUACGCAACUCCACCCGUGAGCGCAGCCCUCCCUCGUUCCUCCUCCUCCUCUUCCCACCCCAGCGCCCGCCACUCCCGACAUCUCCCCCCCUUCCCCCGCCAUUCGCUUUUAAAGGCGCAUCCCAACUUGCUGGUGCUCGCUAAUCGAAAAGCUCGUCUGACUGACGGCCCACCCGACCAAUCACAAUCGGCGGCUCUCCGAAACUCCACCUCCCUUAUCACCUACUGACCAAUGGCGUGAGGCCGGCGGGGGAGGCGGGCGGCGAGGGCCAACCAAACCGGAGCGCAGCGGCGGCGGAGCGCAAUGACUGACGUAAGUCAACAAAGGUCACGUGGUGCGCGGCGGCGCCGCCGAUUGGCCGCGCUGACGCUGGGCGGGCGGGGCGGGACGGGGGGGGGUCGCGGUGGCGGCGCGCGGGGUCCGCGGUGUGACACAAUUACAACAACUUUGGGCAGCGGCUCCGGGGAAGUUUGUACGGGCGGCAAAACACACCCCGAGCCGCGGGGCGGGCGGGGACGGUACCCCCGGCUCCCCGACACCUCCCCUCUGCGCGCCGCCGGCGGCGGGCGGCGAUGUAAACACCGCUCCGCCGCCAUCCGCAGCCGCCGCCUCCUCCUCCUCCUCCCCCGA
Messenger RNA from Passer montanus (Eurasian tree sparrow), 1693 nucleotides. Its product is annotated as basic proline-rich protein-like. The coding region runs from base 428 to 1291 and encodes 287 amino acids. The record is from RefSeq and is a predicted model, not a curated record. The transcript has 2 exons. NCBI's taxonomy places the organism in Eukaryota, Metazoa, Chordata, Aves, Passeriformes, Passeridae.